Molecule: messenger RNA, 7068 nt
Organism: Pelobates cultripes (western spadefoot toad)
Lineage: Eukaryota; Metazoa; Chordata; Amphibia; Anura; Pelobatidae
Source: the annotation of a GenBank genome assembly
CGUCAUCACUCUGCGACCCUCCAUGUGGACAUUUAUCUGCAAAGAAGCUGCUAUUCUGUGUUUUCAUCAUCUAGGUGGAAAUGUCACUGUUUGUCAUUAACAGGUGUGUCCUUUCGGAUAAUAUGCACGCACCCUUCAUAUCUGUAUAAAUGAGACAAUACGGAAACACGGUGUGGGAAUAUAAAUAAGCGCUCUGUGUGCAUUCAGUCUGCUUGCUUGGUGUGUUAUUCCAGCAAUGUCUGGCUUGCAUAGUUACUGUACUCACUCACUAUCAUUUGUGGUAGUGCACGGUUUUUAUUCUCUGCUUGGGACUAGCUGUGCUCAAAUAAUUCUCAGGGUGAUAAGAUAUUCAGUUUUCCUGAGCCAUCUUCAGUAUAAUGCUCUUUCACAUUACUUCUCCCUUCAGAGAUAGUCUCUAUAUUGGUCGGCUAUUACGACGUUUCCAUGCAUUCUGUUAAAUUAGCUUCAAAGUGUGGGAGUCUGCCCUAGCUGACAAUAUGCCCACUACUUUACCAACUUCUUUCAGGAUUAUAUUAUGUUGACGUUCAUUCUCUUGCUUCAGGAUUGCAAUAAAUUUUGGGGUAAAAGUGUAUUUUAGUGUAUUUUAUUAUUUGCCGUUUCGUUCAGGUGCGAUUUAAGCAGAAUAACUAACUCUCAUAUACUAUUUGCCUUACCUAGAAUGUAGGGGUAAAAGUGUAUUUUAGCAAAUUUUAUUAUUUGGAGUUAUUUUGCUUAUUGUGCCACAAUCACACCUGAACGAAAAUGGCAAAUAAUAAGAUAUGCAAAAAUACACUUAUACCAAUUUUUGGAUUGAGUUGAAUUAAUGUUUUGUUCUUUUUGCAAAAGUUUCAGCAGAAUAUAACAAUAUACACAUUUAUAAAGAUGCCUUACUAUAAAACUGUAUUUUUUUUAUAUAUAUAUAUAUAAUAUAAAUUUUAGUAUUUUGUUUUUGCAUAAUGCAAUUUAUAAUUUCGUUUUCCUUUUUUUGCUUCUUUACAUUUUAGAUACCUUGGAGAUGAGGAGGAUUCAUCCGAAGAUCGCUCCAAAGUCCUCCUGGAAAAGUUGCAUCAGCAGGCCAAGGAGAGACAACUGCAGAUACAGAAAGAACAGCAAAGAGUCAACUUAAUCCCUAAAGGACAGCAAAGCGUCAAGUUAACCCCUAAAUCUAGCCACAUAGUAGCAGAAAGAGAACCCUCUGCAGAUAGUACACCAGGUAAAAAUGAAAAAGAAAUAGAGAGACCAAGGAAAAAUAAAAAGCGCAAGAAAAAGCAAGACAAAGAUGAAACUGUUGAGCUGGAAAGGCCCCAUGAUGAGAAGCGUGAGGAAGAGGUGCAAUGCACUGAGCAAGUAAAGAGGAAAAAGGUAUGCAGAAAGGACCUCCAGGAAGAAAGCCUUCAGAAACAAAAGGAAGAAAAUUUAACACAGAGUGAAAAAAGCAUGAAAGAAAAUAGCACAACAAAAGCAAAUAUAGACUCUGUAGAUCAUAGCCAUAUUCUUCUCGGAGACUUUGAAAUUAAAACCGUGGAGAAGGUAAAUGUAAAACAUUAACUACUACUUCUUUCUGUAUUUUGUAGUUUUCUUCUUCCAUUAACUGUCGGUCUUUUUACACUAAGUCCCACCAGCAAGUUUAUAUGUAUUUUUUUUUUUUUUUUAAAGGUACAACCAGUUUUACCAGAGUGGCUUUCACAUCCUAAUCUUGUCCAGAGAGAUAUCAAUCAGAACUUAGUUCCUAUCCAGGAAGUUCCUGGUUUGUGCCCAGAAAUUCUAAAAACGCUGGAGGCCAACAAUGUGAAGACUUUCUUCCCAGGUGGUUAUAUUUACAGCCAUUACAACACAUUAUUUCAGCGCCAUGGGACUUGUUUUAUUGUAUCCCAGCCAGUAUUAAGGGGGUAUGUGAAUGGUUACCUCAGUGAAUAGAGAAAUACAAUUUAUCCCCUACUCACAUUACAGAUAAAACCAUACUCUUUUUUUAGAGUUUUUGAGUUUUGUGUUUCUUUCUUACUUUUUCCUUUUGCCUCUCCUCUUGAUUUAAUCCAAUCUAUCCAUGUCUGUUAGUUCAAGCAGAAGUUAUACCUGCCAUCUUGGAAAGCUGCAGCCAUGGUUUCCUGCUGGGGAGAGGUGGUUAUCGACCCAGUGACAUAUGUGUGUCUGCACCUACAGGAAGUGGAAAGACUCUAGCAUUUGUUGUUCCCAUAGUGCAGGUGAGUCUUAGAGGAUUAUUUAAUAAAGUGACAAUUACCAGGAAAUUAAAGUGAAUUUCAAAAUUAAGUCUGGACUAGCCAACCUGAAAAUAGUCAGGUAUGCUUCCAGUUCAGUUAUCUUUGUGUUUGAAAUAAACUUUGAUUUCCUGACAAUCCUCCUUAGUGAAUAAACCUUAUAGUAUUACUAUAUUCAAAUUCCUGUUCUCAUACCAUUUCUUUCUUAUCAGACCCUCAUGGAUCGGGUGGUGUGUGAAGUGAGAGCACUCGUCUUGUUACCUACCAAAGAGCUAGCACAACAGGUGAUCUCCAAGCAUUUCUCUAACAAGAUUAACUCACAUUAACAAUUUAAUCAGGCUGUUUUCUAUCCAAGUUUCUUCCUUCUUGACAUCAUUCUCUCUCACUAGGUCUGUAAAGUAUUUAACAUAUAUGUGACUUCUACAAGGUUGAAAGUAGUCUUGUUAGCUGGCCAGAAAUCUUUUACCAGAGAACAAGAAUCUCUUGUGCAGAAAAAGUGAGUUUUUGGUGACUCUAUAUUGCUCUUUUAUUUUUAUAUAUAUAUAUAUAUAUAUAUAUAUAUAUAUAUAUUUUAUUUAUUUUUUAUCAUUAUGCUGGUUUUUUUUUCCUUUUUUUUGCCAUAUAAGUCUUGGCUAUCCCAACUAGUUCUGUUUUUCUUCCACUGAUAUCUUUCAGUCUGGUUCAAAGUGUUUUCUUUUUCCUCUUUUUUAAAAUUUUUUUUUUUUCAAAUCUUAUUUUUUUUCUGAUCCCAAGAUUUUGUAACCUUCCUUUUCCUCGAUUUUCAUUAUUUAUUUAUUUUCCUCACAGGUCGUCUGGUUUCUGUAGCUUGGGAGAUAUUCUUGUCUCAACUCCAGGAAGGCUCGUUGAUCACAUUCAGAGGACUGAAGGCUUUAACCUGAGGCACCUUCGCUUUCUAGUAAGCCGAGUUAACCCUAAAUAGUUUAAAAGGGUAGUGGAAGUACCAGGGCAAUUGUAUAGUCUAUGCAACAAUGCUAUCUGCAAAUCAGAACUGUAUUUGCAUAAGCAUUACCUUAGCAUAUAUAUUGGUUUCCAUAUUAAAACAAGACUUUGAGGAUUUUUCCUUCCUCUUUUUUUUUUUAAUUUGUGGAUGAUGAUGAUGAUUAAUUGAGACUUUUUGUUUUCACGCAGGUCAUUGAUGAAGCAGAUCGAAUGAUUGACAACAAGUUUCAAGAUUGGCUUCAUCAUGUCACCAAGGCGGUCUAUCAGGUAAAGCCUGGUGCUCCCAGAAUGCUCUUUGCCAGGAAGGAACCUGGCAUUGUGACAGCAGCCAGGUAAAUAAUCUCUUCAUUUUUACCCUUAUUGCAUUGGGAAGUAGCUGAAAUCCGUUGCCACUUCUGUCUUGAAUCUGCUGUGUACUCAGAGUAGCUAAAUAAUUAAUUAUAAUUUGACUUUUGUGGUAUAACAUAGAAACUUAGACUGACUGCAGAUAAGAACCAUUUCGGCCCAUCUAGUCUGCCCAAGUUUCUAAAUACUUUCAUUAGUCCCUGGCCUUAUCUUAUAGCUAGGAUAGACUUAUGCCCAUCCCAUGCAUGCUAUAACUUCUUCACUGUGUUAACCUCUACCACUUCAGCUGGAAGGCUAUUCCAUGCAUCCACUACCCUCUCAGUAAAGUAAUACUUCCUGAUAUUAUUUUUAAACCUUUGCCCCUCUAAUUUAAGACUGUCCUCUUGUUGUGGUAGUUUUUCUUCUUUUAAAUAUAGUAUCCUCCUUUACUGUGUUGAUUCCCUUAAUGCAUUUAAAUGUUUCUAUCAUAUGUCCCCUGUCUCGUCUUUCCUCCAAGCUAUACAUGUUAAGUUCCUUUAACCUUUCCUUGUAAUUUUUUUAUUUAUUUUUUUUAAAUCCUGCAAUCCAUGAACCAGUUUAGUUGCCCUUCUCUGAAUUCUCUCUAAAGUAUAAAUAUCCUUCUGGAGAUAUGGUCGUCAGUACUGCGUACAAUACUCCAAGUUAGGUCUCACCAGUGUUCUGUACAAUGGCAUGAGCACUUCCCUCUUUCUACUGCGAAUACCUCUCUCUAUACAACCAAUCAUUCCAUUAGGUGUAGCCUAAAUUGUUGGACUUUUUGUAAUACUGUUGUGUAUUGCCUGUACGAUCUGGCUCCUAGGAGGUCUUAAGCUCUCACUAUUUGUGGUACUUUCAUCUUUUUUGCUACAUGCUGCCUGUCCUCUGCCUUUCUUCAUUUAGAAUACAAUGUGUAAUUGAAUUGUUCUUUUUACGUACCUACCUUUUCAGCUAUUCCCAAUGCCAAACUCCUUUGCAGAAGUUGCUGUUCUCAGCCACCUUGACCAAGAACCCAGAAAUCCUUCAACCUCUAGACCUGUAUCAGCCCAGACUAUUCACCUCCACACACAAUGUGCUCAGUGCAGGCCUUGAAGAAACCAGCAAUAUAGGAAACUGUUCCCUUCCAGAUGGGCUAACUGUGAGUAGUUUAAAAAGACUUCUGCAAAUGCUAAUUUUUAUUUAAAUACCAGGCAUAUUAAAUUUGUAAUUGUGUCAUACUUAUAUAGAAACAAUGAUCUAACAAUAUAUUUUCUCUGUCUCUUAUUAAUAGCUUUAGUAAGGUUGUACUACCACAGGGUUAUUUACUCAAGUUAGAAUUGUUGUGAUUUCAAAGUAAUAUUAAAUUUUUUUGUAGUUAAGCUAUUUUGUCCUAAACUCUGAAAUUCACAUUGAAUUUACGACAACUAUUUUAAUUGAAUUAACCUUAAAAUAAAGACAACUGCAAGAAUAUUGAAAAUUAACAGUCUGGGGUAGCCAACAAGAAGCUGUAGUGGUAAUGGAACUGUCUUUCCCUUUAAAAAUGCAUAAAUGGCUCUUUUUUUUUUUUGUUUUACCUAUAAAUUAAAGACUACUCCAAGAGGCACAAUUGGACUAAAUACUGCCUAUAUAUGUGAAAUAUAAAUAAUUGUUUAUGUACAUCAUUUGCAGGAAGCAGAGCGCACUCAAGGGCUUUUACUGACUAGGAUAUAGUUUUAUGUGCACAAAAGGCAAUUUUUUUUUUUUUGUGUGCUUUUAUUGCAGCAUCAAAGACAGCCAGUGUUUCAGUUGUGUGACUGGAACUUUUUACACAAUGUUUAAUGUCUUUUAUACUGCAAUAAAAGCACACGUUUAUCCUUACAUUAAAGUCCCUUACAUGCUCUCCUUUCUGCAAAUGUAUGUAUGAAACUGCCCCGGAGCAAAGAAUUGAAGUGCAUUGUUGAGUAGAGAUCGACCGAUUAUCGAUCUGGCCCAUAUUAUCUGGCGAUAUUCUGAAUUUUCUGCAAUAUCGGUAUCGGCCUAUAAAGAAUGCAGAUAGGGCAUGACAACCGAGACAGUUGUCAUGGUCCUGGAGGGCCCACAGCACACUUACCUUCCCAGCAGCUCUCCUGUCUAAAUUUCGUGAGUCCUGCGGCCGUCAGAGCGUUGCCACGGUUUACCAUGGCAACGCUCCACGUAGCACACAGGCCGUGAGAGUUAGACAGGGGAGCUGCUGGGAAGGGAAGUAAGAGUGUUUCUGGGCCCCCUCUGCACAGUCCAUGCCACUGGACCACCAGGGAAUGCCAUAUCCCCCUCACUGGCCAGGUAAGAAGCAGGGAGGGGGGGACUAAAACAAAAUGGUAAAUUAAAUAUUUAAAAAAAAACAUCCUCUCUCUCCCUCCCACCCCCCCCAUUUUACUCACAUUACAUGCCUAUACAAACACUCACUGCAUUUACUAUACAUACACUACACAAACACACACUCUGCAUUCAUUCUAUACACACUACACCAACACACACACACACACUGCAUCCACUACACACACCUAUAUUCUUAAAAACAUAAAUUCUAUCUGGCAUGUAUAUUUUGUGCAUUUACCUUAAUAAAAAAAAAAGAUUUGCAAAAAAAUAAAUAAACAUGUUCAGUUAACAGUAGAUUAGUGUAGAAAUAUUUUUUCUACUAUUGUCGAGUGCCAGGCUAAAGACUGCAGAAGGACACACAAGGAGACCUCACCAGGGUCUUUUGAGAUCCUGGUGCUUCCAUCAUUCUGGGGGCAGAAUCACAGCAGCUGAUCUUACACUUAAAUAUAUAAAUACACAGUAGUGUUUUGCAGUUUUCUGUUUUCUUUUUGUUUGUUAAAUUUCUUUUAAGGUUUUCAAUUUAAAAUGUUUUCAUAGUGGGAAAGACUGUUCUACGUUUUGUCUCCCUGUAGCAUUAUUAUAUCCCAUGUAACCUGAACUCCAAGCCUCUUAUCCUGCUCCAUUUACUGCUUUCACUGCGUUUUACCAGAGUCCUCUGCUUCACCAAUACAAGAGAGGCAUGUCACCGGUGAGUAAGCUCAUGCCGUCCUAUAAAAUGCUGUCACACAUGCAUUUGAUACAUGCUAGAAUGUUUUAUUUUUUGUUUUUUUUAUUUAAAUGACAGAGAAAUUUUGUCCUAACUAAAUAUUUGUGACAUAUCCUUAAUAGGUAUUUUUCUAUGAGAAAUAGAAGAAUUCUAGAUUAUUUCUUUUACCAUAACAUAUUUUUUUUUCUUUCUUUUUUUUUUUCCUGUGCAUCAUUUAAUUGUUUAUUUCUCCUGUAUUGCUAUGGCAUAAAUUGACAUUGGUUAGUCAUGCCUGCAUUCCAACUAUUUUUAUAUAUAUUUUUUUCUUUCUGACUGUGAAUGCUGAACACUGCAUAUUUCAUGUUGUCUGUUAAGUAUGUGUCAUAAAGUGUGUCUGCUCAUGGGUUUUUGUUUCUCCCAUAGCCUGUUCCUGCUGCUCCAAAGCUUUGGAGAUAUCAGUGUUGCAGAGUUCUCAUCCCGCCUCAGUGCUGGGGAAAGGAAGAAGGCAUUGAAGCUGUUUGAGCAGGGAAAACUUCAACUGUAAGUAAUAAU